AUGACUCUGCCAUCUAUCCCCCGGCUUGAUCCCGCUGCUUUCCGCUGGCAAUCAUCGCCAGAUGAUCCCCGCGCAGUGCAGCGUCUGGCACUUGGCACCGAAGCCUGGGUUGGCUUGCGUGAACCCAACUCGCGCGGACAAUAUGACAAUUACCUUAACACCACGCUCCGUGUUGAGGCUCCUGGGCUGUCUCUAGCACACCUUGAUAGAAAUAUUGUGUCCGCUCUUACACACAUCCGAUUUCAUCACCCUGAGGUGGCCUGCACUGCCGUUUGGAACUCCGGGGACAAUGGGCCGCCUCACAUCAAGUAUAUUCCACCAACAUCUGCCGCCGCUGCGAGUCAGUGGGCACGCGAUGCUGUGACUGUCAGGAUUACACCCCUGACCGGACUGCAAGUUGCGGCCGAAGUCGCUAGACUGCGUUAUACGAGUACCGAACCGCGGUCGAUCCCAUCGCUCACUAUUUCUGUGGUGGCGAGCGUCUCAGGUGAGGAGGAACCGUUAGAGAAAGGAACUCGUGUUGAUAUUCUCUGUCACUUCAAUCACAUCUUUUGGGACGGCAUCAGCUCGCGUGUCCUCAUGGGCGACUUGCUUCGCCGCCUUGGAGAACAAUUAAACGCUGCCGAUGAUGAGCUGGCGGCGAGCCACUAUGCCUGGGGUACGGAGACUGCCAUGCUGAGCGAACCUGUUCUGGACGCUUGUAGAGUGGACGUCGGCACUCUCGGCGAUAGCUUUGAGAAGACACGAGAUGAAUUCAUCUUGAGUCUUAUCAACAGUGGAUCCAGCUGGGGCCUCCCUGUCACUAAUACGGUAGGUGAACCGCGCACGAUUUGGCACUCCUUUACACCUGAAGAGAGUCAAACAAUGAAGGCGACGGUCAAGUCACGACUUGGACAAGGCUUCACUCUUACUCACCUGGGUCAUGCGGCCAUGGUUCUCGCCCUCUUGCAGGUGUGCCCUCUCCCACUGGACGUCCCUGAGUCUGUUGCGCUCGCCUCGCCGCUUCCGGUCAAUGGUCGACGCUACCUGCGACAAGAGCACGCAGAAAGACGGUACGGAUCGUGUCAAGCUGGGGCAUUUGUUCAGUUUGCACCGUUACGUGCCUGGGCUAUCGAUAAUGGCGAUACAGAGGCUGUUAGGACUGCGCUUGAGAAUCUCUGCCGACACACGAAGGAUGGAUACGACUAUUGGCUCAAAAAUGAAUUCCAACUAGCUGUGGAUCAGGCAAAGGGAAACUUCCUUGCAGCAGCACUUGCAUCGUUUCCUGUCCGCAGAGCGCCGCCAUCAUUCUCGCCUUCUAGCUUUCCGGUCUUCGCAAGCGACGGUAUUGUGGACCAGUAUUUGCCUGGAGAGGUGACUGGCACAUGUGGCAUGAAGCUGUUUACCGUGGAAAGCUGCUUGUUUCAUCUUGACACUUAUCAAUCAGACGUUCUCAUACGAAUGGAGAGCUUCAAAGGUGUCACGAGUCUAUCAAUCUGCUUCAAUGAUGGCCGUUUGAACGUUACUUUGGCAAAGGAAUUUCUCAAGUCUGUUGCUGAUUUCAUGUUGAAAUUUGGCUAA
Molecule: messenger RNA, 1560 nt
Organism: Neoarthrinium moseri
Lineage: Eukaryota; Fungi; Ascomycota; Sordariomycetes; Amphisphaeriales; Apiosporaceae
Exons: 5
Coding region: 1-1560 (519 amino acids)
Biological process (GO): mycotoxin biosynthetic process
Molecular function (GO): acetyltransferase activity
Source: RefSeq, a predicted model, not a curated record